UCUUAAAAAAAAAUGUGAGCAUCAAGGUUAAGUAGAAGUCAUUAGCUCAAACUUUAAGGAUGAUAUCAGGUUAAAGUUGGGCCCAUGAGAAGAGAAUGAGAGGGAGAUAUAGUGACAUGAAAAUAAGGAGGAAAACGAGGUGUCUAUGUUAGUUGGGCUCACCAUAAAUACAAAGGCAACCCUUAGGGAAAAGCAAAGAAGUCUUUGCACAUCCUCAGAACUCUGAAUGUCUUAGUGAUGCUGUAUGAGGGAGUCUUAAUGAUAGUGAACUGAAUCAGUCAAGCCAGGUUGUGUCCAUAUGAGAAUGUGUCUUUGCUAAACAUGCCAACAUCACUGAAGCAAAGAAACUUGGAGUUUUCUUUAAGAUAUAGGUCUUUUUUACCUAUCCGGCCCAAGCUUUCUCUUCUUGUCACUCCAUGCACUGUGUUCCGUGUGCUAAAUAGUUUGAGAAACCCAAAUGGGCCAUGUUCGCCUACAUUUCAUUGUCCUGUACUUCCUGUCCUGUACUAGCAAAGCAGUCCCAUUGGUCUUUCUUCUCCUCAUUAACAAUAAAGGUAACACUUUUGAAGUUGUUUCUUCAGAAAACCUUCAUUCAUCAAAACCGCCUCAAAGAUCAUGUUUGUUUGAUUCCAGAACUUCCUGUAAUUACCUGUAUUGUAACACUCAUCACUGUAUUUUACUUACUUGUGUAACUAAUUUUCCAUAUUCUUCACUAGACAACAAAGUCCCUUAAGUCAGGUACUGUAUCUAUUUACAUAGCAUUCACAUCUCCUACAAUAAGUGACAUUACCAGAUAAACAACACAUAUUAAAUGAAUAAUGAAGUUUCUGAAAUACUACAGUUGAAAACUAUAGGAGCUACAUUAUAUAGAAUAAACAUUUACUUUGCUAUAGAAUUCAGUGUAACCCAGGCAUUACUUUAACCUCAAGUCUUAGGUUGGUUGGAGAAAGAUAACAAAAAGAAACAUGAUUGUGCAGAAACAGACAAACCUUUUUGGAAAGCAUUUGAAAAUGGCAUUCCCCCUCCACAGUGUGUUCACAGUGUGGGCAAAUUCACUGCUCUGUCGUACUUUCUGAAAAUGAAGAACUGUUACACCAAGGUGAAUUAUUUAUAAAUUAUGUACUUGCCCAGAAGCGAACAGACUUUUACUAUCAUAAGAACCCUUCCGUGGUGCUCUUUAUCUACAGAAUCCAAGACCUUUCAAGAAAGGUCUUGGAUUCUUUUCUUCAGGACACUAGGACAUAAAGCCACCUUUUUAUGAUUUGUUGAAAUUUCUCACUCCAUCCCUUUUGCUAGUGAUCAUGGGUCCUCAGAGGUCAGACUUGGUGUCCUUCGAUAAAGAGCAUGAAGCAAGGGUGGCUGAACCAGUGUUUGAACCCAGAUGCUCUUUCCACUAAGCAUACAACUUUCCAUUAGAUAACACCUCCCUCCCACCCCAACCAAGCAGCUCCAGUGCACCACUUUCUGGAGCAUAAACAUACCUUAACUUUACAACUUGAGUGGCCGUGAAUACUGUUCCUAUCUGGAAUGUGCUGUUCUCUUUCAUCUUCCUCUAUUGAAGCUCUCCUAUUCCUCAAUGCCCUGCUCCAACUGCCUUUGGAAGAUUCUGCUCUUAUGCCUCCACUGGAAUUAAUGUCUUAGUACCACUUGUCUAUUCUGCUAUAUAGUCAGUCCUUACAUUGCUUUCUUCUUCUGAUAGACCAAACUCUUUAAGGACAAGUACCUAGUCUUAUCUAUUUCUAGAUCCCCCACAUUACUCAGAAAGUUACUCCAUAAAUGUUUGUGGAACUGAUUUCUAUGUGAAGCACAUGUGCCCCUUCACUCUGUUAACAUGCAUUAGAAAACCAAAUCUUUUGAAAAGUUGUAGUAUGCCCCCUAAGAGCAGUAACAGUUCCUAGAAACUCUCCAAAAUGCUUAGAAAAAGAUUUAUUAUAAAUUACCUCCCUAAUAAAAUGAUUGGCUGGCUUAUCUUCACCAUCAUGAUAGCAUCUGUAAUUAACUGAAAAAAAAUAAUUAUGCCAUUAAAAGAAAAUCAUCCAUGAUCUUGUUCUAACACCUGCCACUCUAGUACUAUAUCUGUCACAUGGUACUAUGAUAAAGUUAUCUAGAAAUAAAAAAGGGAUACAAUUGAUAAUUCACCAAAUUGUGGAGCUUCAGUAUUUUAAAUGUAUAUUAAAAUUAAAUUAUUUUAAAGAUCAAAGAAAACUUUCAUCAUACUGCAUAUUUGAUAAGGAACAAAUAGGAAGUGUGAUGACUCAGGUUUGCCCUGAGGGGAUGGGCCAUCAGUUGCAAAUUGUGGAAUUUCCUCUGACAUAAUGAAAAGAUGAGGGUGCAUAAGUUCUCUAGUGGGGCGAUGAUAUAAAAAGCCACCGGAGCACUCCAUAAGGCACGAACUUUCAGAGACAGCAGAGCACACAAGCUUCUAGGACAAGAGCCAGAAAGAAACCACCGGAAGGAACCAUCUCACUGUGUGUAAACAUGACUUCCAAGCUGGCCGUGGCUCUCUUGGCAGCCUUCCUGAUUUCUGCAGCUCUGUGUGAAGGUGCAGUUUUGCCAAGGAGUGCUAAAGAACUUAGAUGUCAGUGCAUAAAGACAUACUCCAAACCUUUCCACCCCAAAUUUAUCAAAGAACUGAGAGUGAUUGAGAGUGGACCACACUGCGCUAAUACAGAAAUUAUUGUAAAGCUUUCUGAUGGAAGAGAGCUCUGUCUGGACCCCAAGGAAAACUGGGUGCAGAGGGUUGUGGAGAAGUUUUUGAAGAGGGCUGAGAAUUCAUAAAAAAAAUUCAUUCUCUGUGGUAUCCAAGAAUCAGUGAAGAUGCCAGUGAAACUUCAAGCAAAUCUACUUCAACACUUCAUGUAUUGUGUGGGUCUGUUGUAGGGUUGCCAGAUGCAAUACAAGAUUCCUGGUUAAAUUUGAAUUUCAGUAAACAAUGAAUAGUUUUUCAUUGUACCAUGAAAUAUCCAGAACAUACUUAUAUGUAAAGUAUUAUUUAUUUGAAUCUACAAAAAACAACAAAUAAUUUUUAAAUAUAAGGAUUUUCCUAGAUAUUGCACGGGAGAAUAUACAAAUAGCAAAAUUGAGGCCAAGGGCCAAGAGAAUAUCCGAACUUUAAUUUCAGGAAUUGAAUGGGUUUGCUAGAAUGUGAUAUUUGAAGCAUCACAUAAAAAUGAUGGGACGAUAAAUUUUGCCAUAAAGUCAAAUUUAGCUGGAAAUCCUGGAUUUUUUUCUGUUAAAUCUGGCAACCCUAGUCUGCUAGCCAGGAUCCACAAGUCCUUGUUCCACUGUGCCUUGGUUUCUCCUUUAUUUCUAAGUGGAAAAAGUAUUAGCCACCAUCUUACCUCACAGUGAUGUUGUGAGGACAUGUGGAAGCACUUUAAGUUUUUUCAUCAUAACAUAAAUUAUUUUCAAGUGUAACUUAUUUACCUAUUUAUUAUUUAUGUAUUUAUUUAAGCAUCAAAUAUUUGUGCAAGAAUUUGGAAAAAUAGAAGAAGAAUCAUUGAUUGAAUAGUUAUAAAGAUGUUAUAGUAAAUUUAUUUUAUUUUAGAUAUUAAAUGAUGUUUUAUUAGAUAAAUUUCAAUCAGGGUUUUUAGAUUAAACAAACAAACAAUUGGGUACCCAGUUAAAUUUUCAUUUCAGAUAAACAAAAAAUAAUUUUUUAGUAUAAGUACAUUGUUGUUUAUCUGAAAUUUUAAUUGAACCAACAAUCCUAGUUUGGUACUCCCAGUCUUGUCAUUGCCAGCUGUGUUGGCAGUGCUGUGUUGAAUUACGGAAUAAUGAGUUAGAACUAUUAAAACAGCCAAAACUCCACAGUCAAUAUUAGUAAUUUCUUGCUGGUUGAAACUUGUUUAUUAUGUACAAAUAAAUUCUUAUAAUAUUAUUUAAAUGACUGCAUUUUUAAAUACAACGCUUUAUAUUUUUAACUUUCAGAUGUUUUUAUGUGUUCUCCAAAUUUUUUUUACUGUUUCUGAUUGUAUGGAAAUAUAAAAGUAAAUAUGAAACAUUUAAAAUAUAAUUUGCUGUCAAAGUAA
Messenger RNA from Gorilla gorilla gorilla (western lowland gorilla), 4031 nucleotides. RefSeq names its product C-X-C motif chemokine ligand 8 (gene CXCL8). NCBI's taxonomy places the organism in Eukaryota, Metazoa, Chordata, Mammalia, Primates, Hominidae. The transcript has 4 exons. The record is from RefSeq and is a predicted model, not a curated record. Gene Ontology annotation, molecular function: chemokine activity. Gene Ontology annotation, cellular component: extracellular region. The coding region runs from base 2479 to 2778 and encodes 99 amino acids. Gene Ontology annotation, biological process: chemotaxis; defense response; immune response.